Molecule: messenger RNA, 3077 nt
Organism: Pimephales promelas (fathead minnow)
Lineage: Eukaryota; Metazoa; Chordata; Actinopteri; Cypriniformes; Leuciscidae
Source: RefSeq, a predicted model, not a curated record
AUGUAAACACUCUCCCUCUGCCUUUGUAACUUUAACCUAGAAUGUCGGUGACGACAGUCUCUUGCAUGGAGACCACAAAUGCUGGAAUAAAUCUGACAUUAUGACACCGGACACCUAGUGCGUCUGACGUCGCAGGGGUAAAUACUUAGAGUCACUAUAAAGCCCCGGGACCCCCUCAGGACUACAGUUGUUUACCCCUGAGCUCCGGACAGAGGAAACAUUUAAGAUCCUACACGAAGGACUUUUACGUCACGCCGUGAGGCAUGAGACUCCGGUUGUCUUUUGCGCUGUUACAUGCUGUUCGAGUGCAGGGGCUUUCAAAGAAGAGGUGCUACUGAAACAAGAGUGAUCUUGAUAUUUAAGAGACAAACCUGUACUUGAGCAACAUACUCACAUUCUGGAGCAAGCUCAUGAGAGGGAAUUACCGGAGGAACCAAUAAUUUUAACUGAGGUAUUGGUGGACUUGCCAAUGUGGUCACUCCAGUGACCUUUCAGGAAUUGCAGCAUAAUAUUCUGAGCAGAGACAAACAAGCGCAAAAGAAUGGCCGCAUUGGAAUUGCACUGUGGGCCGGAGCCCAGGAGUUGUGUGUGGGGCGGAGAGAGAGCUGACCUGCUUGAUAGUUUUGACUCCGAGAUGCAGGAAUGGGAAGAUCAGCUACAGGACAUGCAAAGGAAGAUUGAAGAGUUGUACAACGAGGUCAAAGCACGAAGAGAAGCCAGCGAAAGCAGCCCAAGCAAUGUCACAAACAACAAAAGCCUGGACAUUACUUUGCUUCCUGUCAACUCUCAGUAUAGACACCAGGCCAAUGGUUAUCACGAACCCCAUGGUCACCCCAACAACAACCUCCCAAUUCGCCAAUCCGAUGAAGUAAGAGCAGACCGUUCAGUUAUGCAAAGCCUUGGGUUUCACCACCCCAGUGAUUACUGUAAUGGCUCCAACAAUUACACACUUAAUUCCCUGAGCAACGGCAGCCAUUAUCCUGCCAGUUGUCAUGAUAUUGAAAGGCAAGAUGCCACCCUAGACAUCCUCAAUGGAUAUCUCCAACAGGGCCCGCAUUUUGGAAAGAACUUGGGGAAUCUUGGAAAUCCAAAUGCAAACCCUAAGGUAUAUCCAGUUACACACAGUUACCAAGAUAGCAUGAAGACUAGCCUGGUGACAAACAGGACUGCCUCAUGUGUAGUUCUGGAUGAGUUUGAGGAGGCUGAGAACCACAAGAACAAGAAGUCAACAAGUUGGGAUGACUCCCAAGCCCGCCAUGUUAGCUGGAAAGACCCAGUUUCGUCAAACGAGCUUCCCCCUAAAAAUUCAGCUUCCAAACUGGCAAUCAGACAGAGAGAUGCUUCUCCCGUAAGCCCUCGUUCCACUUACCAUGAGUCAUCACAACAAUCUGACAGGAAGUGCCUCUUGCUUGACAGGAAAUCUGGCAGCCCAUCAGUGUUGCGUAAGUUUGGUGCCAUGUUGCAGGAGAACGAGGGAAAAACCCUGAUAGAGGACGGUCUUGUGACCACCGUUGUCUCCACUGAAACCCCAAGGCACUCCAGCACUCCUAUUUGCCAGAGCAAGAUUGACGCCAAGCGGGCAUCCACACGUGCGCCCGUCAAGAAAUGCCUUGCAAACUGUGACGUACUGGUAACAGAACUGGAGUCCAGCCAGGAGCCUUGGGCAGCUGGUCCUUCUAGUGGGAGGGGUGGUAGUACUCUUGAACAGUAUGGUUUGGCAUAUAACUUAAGCCCAUCACAGUCUCACCUUAAAUCAAAGUAUCACAAGGCGCCUCCAGGGCCAAAAGCCCACAAAGCCGGCUUCCAGGGUGAGGACCUAUUGUCUGACUACCAGAUGGUGGAAAGGAUUCUGGCAGCAGGAACUCAAAACUUCAGUAAGACACACACAGGGCUUGGUGUUGAUAAGACAAGACAGGGAAAUGACAACUUGGAGCAACUUCUAGAAAUGAUGGAAAUAGAGAACAACAGAAGUCAGAGGGCCACAUUCACCCAGCAACUGGACACCAAGCAGGUCAACCACGAGUCAUCUGUUGCCCCAAGCAGUAGCAAUUUUUCCCGUCCUGCUAGACCAGCCAAUCAACGCCGUCCAUCCAGGUGGGCAAAGCAUACCCCCUCAAGCAAAAUCACCCACACAUCCUGCCAAUCAAGCCCUGGCCUUAAAGCCAAACAGUUCUUGAAUUCAUAUUCCCGGCACACAGAAACGGUGAUCAUGUGACCAGGAUAGAGCAACAUUGAAUGGACACAUAAAAGGACAUUUUCACCAAAUGGAAUAGACGAACCUUUGACCUUUUUUAGAACACCUUUUUUCUUUUUUGUACAUAACCACCACAGCUUCAAAGUAACUUAUUACAGCCUGCUAGGAUGGCCUAUGCUGUUUUCAUUCAACUCUACACUGUUGCUUUGGAAAGAAACUCGAGUGGAAAUUCUCUAACCUGGUGAACUUCUGUGCCUAGGAACCUUUCAUUGCCUUUUUCUCUUUGUUUCUUUGUCAUUCUCAUUACAUUUUUUAUUAUUUUACUUUUUUUUUUUCUAUUUUCCUGAGUGCUUUGUGUACGGUUCAGUUCUUUGGGUGCCAUCUAGGGCAUUUUUUGUAACCAUAUAAGCAUGUAUGCUACACGCAUAACAUAUUUAGGCAUACAUGGAGUUAUUGAGCCUUAUCUAUUAUGCAUUAUCUGUAAAGGCGUGCGCAAAUGUUUUGAUGUUCUGUCCAAGUCCAUUUCAGUGCUGCAUUAGUGCUUCAUAAUAUUGACAUACAGAGGUUGUAAUGGGCUCAUAAUCUUUUUGUAAGCCUUAUUUGAUUGUGCCUGACGUGGGCUGUAACUACGCGGUGCAUGGCACCUUUCUGCGGGAACAUGUCUGCAUUCUCCAGCCUUGUAAAAAAAAAAAACCUUUAAGUUCAACAUCUGUGAAAAGUAAAUUAUAUCUUUUGACCAUAUUAUAAUGAAGAAAUGCUUCGGAAUGUUUAUUUAAUGUUGUGAUAUGAUCCUUACAAAAACGUGAUGCUUUUUGUCUCUUUUUUUUUUUCUUUCUCUGUAUAAUAAACGCAAGUGCUUUGACGAGUCAGUGAAACGCUUGAA